AUGAAGAAAAUUGAUAUCUAUAAUUCAUAUUUGAGACUAACAAAUAGAAUUUUUGAGAAUUCAACUCCAAUAAGAAAUCUUAAUUAAAUUUAAAUUUUAACUGUAUACAAACAGCAAUAAAUCCAUCAUCCAAAUAUACUUAAUGGUUUGAGAAAUAAGAAUAGUUAAUCUUAUAAAACUCUAUAUUCACCUUCAAAAUUUAUCCUACUGAUACUCCCCGAUAUAAUUCAGAAUGUUAAAAAUAAUUAUGAAGCUAGCGAAAGGAAAAGAUAAAUUGAAUUAAAUUCUUAAAGAAUUAUUAAUCCAAGUUUUGAAAAGAUUAAUUUAACUUAACAAUCUAGAAAAUCAUAAAAAUAGAUGCUAUAAUGUUUUAUUAUAUCUAUAAAGAACCAAAAGAUUUAGGUAAAGUAACGAAUUAUUAUAAUAAUAAAAGCUUGUAUUGAUAAUAAAUACUAUUUUAAAAAAAUUUGAUUUAAUUUAAAAUUCAAAAUCAUUUAAGGAUUAUGUAUACUUAAAAAUCAUAAGAUUUCAAUUCUAAAAUUAAUUUAUUUACUAGCUAAGUAAAAAUAUGUUAAAUUUAAAGAUAUAAGUAAUUGAUGGUAAUGAUGAAUAUGGAAAGUCUGAAACACAUAAAAAAUCAUAAUCUAUUAAGACUUUCAUUGAUCAAUAGAGUUCUUCAUUAUAAAAUGAUUGUAAUAAUUAUUAGAAUUUUAGGUUUUUAAAUUUAUAUUGAUAGAUCAAAAAAUAAUAAUUAUUAUGAAGAUCGUUUUCGACAUUUAUUAAAAAGUUAUUAAAAGGCUAAUUAAAUAAAAAGCAAUUGGAUGAAAGAAUAUCUUUAAAGUCGAUCAAUUUAUGAAUAAUCUAAUAUAGUAGAAUAAUAAGUCUUAAAACUUUAUAAAUAAAUAUUUUAAUAAAGUUAAAAUGAACAAUAUGUAAUAAAUAUUUAUAAAUUACAAUUUAGAUUAAAUAAAAUAAAAAAGGAUAAGGAGAUUAGUUCUAUAAUCAACAGAAAUCAAUUUAUAAGAUAUAUUGAAAUUUUUUAUUUAUUUCUCAUCAAGUUAUAAAAUAUAUGUUAAUUACCUUAAGAAUAUAAAGAAUAAAUUAUAUAUAUGAAAAGUUCAUCACCGAAAAAUUAAUUAGUAAUUGAAAAAAGAGGUUUGAGUGAACAUGUACAAGCUACUAGUAUCAACUCAGGAAGUAGAAAGACAUCUAUUAUGACUAAGGAGAGCAAUAAUUUAAAGGGAAAUCUGUAAAUCAUUUAAAAAUAAACAGAGAUAAAUAACUCUUAACUUAAGAAGGUUUCAAGUGCUGGAAAAUUACUGCUACCUAAAAGUUAACAUUUUAUGUUAUUUGUUAGAUGAUUAAUAAUAGUAAAAAUAAAAACGAUUUUCAUCAAAAGAAGGAGAUGGAUCAAAUGUAAUUAGAUCAGGUUAUUUAUAUAAAUAAAUAUCUCCAAAAGUUACAAUGUUAGAAGAUAAAAUGAAUGUUGUAUUUAUUUAGGAACUUAAUAAAUAUUAAAUAAAUAAUGAACCAACAUCACCAAAAUCUCCAAAAUUAACAGAUGCUAAUUUAUUUAUGCAUGAAAUGACAUAAAAUGGAUUUUAAUUAAAAGGACCUUAAUCACCUCCAUCUCAUGAUAUUCUUACAAAUGGUCAACUUAAAAAUAAGAUACCUAAAAGUGUAUUAAGUCAUCAUUAAAAUCUAAUAACAACAUCUGGAAAAAAGAUAACUGAAUCAAAAACAAGUAAAUAAUAUCAAAACACAGUAACCUACUAUUGA
Molecule: messenger RNA, 1779 nt
Organism: Paramecium primaurelia
Lineage: Eukaryota; Ciliophora; Oligohymenophorea; Peniculida; Parameciidae
Source: the annotation of a GenBank genome assembly